Hemibagrus wyckioides is the source of this 2425-nucleotide messenger RNA. RefSeq names its product lin-9 DREAM MuvB core complex component (gene lin9). Gene Ontology annotation, biological process: DNA-templated transcription; regulation of transcription by RNA polymerase II; regulation of cell cycle. Gene Ontology annotation, molecular function: DNA binding. The coding region runs from base 37 to 1668 and encodes 543 amino acids. Gene Ontology annotation, cellular component: nucleoplasm; transcription repressor complex. The record is from RefSeq and is a predicted model, not a curated record. The transcript has 15 exons. Lineage: Eukaryota; Metazoa; Chordata; Actinopteri; Siluriformes; Bagridae.
GCUCCGUCUUUGAAAAACCGGCGCGGCUAAUUCAAGAUGGCGGAGCACGAGCAGCUGUUGGACGAGAGCUCUUCAGCUAAGGCUCUUGUCAGCCUGAGAGAGGGAAGUUUGUCGAACACCUUAAACGAGAAAAACAUCCUGUCGAAAUCUCAGAACACCAGAGGAAGGAGCAGCUACACCACCAUGGAAACGCCGACGAGAAGCUCAAAGAGAAGUCGUUUUUCCUCAGAAGAGGAGGAAAGGUCUCUCAGCUCCAGAUCCCCCAGGAGGAGCCAGAGGGUCACCACCGUUCCUCAGAAACUUGCAACUGUCGCAACGCCAGAUAAAAAAACCUCACAGAAGAUUGGACUGAGAUUACGAAAUCUUCUCAAGUUACCCAAAGCACACAAAUGGUGCAUCUACGAGUGGUUCUAUUCAAAUAUUGACAGACCUUUAUUCGAGGGAGAUAAUGACUUCUGUUUGUGCCUGAAGGAGUCGUUCCCUAAUCUAAAAACCAGGAAGCUGACCAGAGUGGAAUGGGGAACCAUCAGACGACUAAUGGGCAAACCCAGGAGGUGCUCUUCGGCGUUCUUUGCUGAGGAGCGAACGGCGCUGAAGCAGAAGAGACAGAAGAUGCGUCUGUUGCAGCAGAGAAAAAUCACAGACAUAUCGCUCUGCAAAGAUCUACCAGAGGAAAUCCCUUUGCCGUUAGUCAUUGGCACUAAAGUCACCGCUCGACUCAGGGGCGUCCAGGACGGCCUGUUCACCGGACAGAUCGAUGCAGUGGACACGAGUGCGGCAACGUAUCGCGUCACCUUUGACAGGAGUGGGCUCGGUACACACACGGUUCCAGACUAUGAAGUGCUCAGUAACGAGCCUCCUGAGACGAUGCCCAUAUCUGCUUUCGCUCAGAAACAGCGCCCAUCACGCUUCCCGAACUUCAUGACUCCACCACGGGGGACGUAUCCUGGUUCGACCCAACCCAUCUUAAUGGACAGCGAUCCUCUGUUCAGUCAGUCGCCCUGGAAGAAUAAACUGACUGGAAGUGACGGAGAGACGCUCGGAGGAUUCCCUGUCAAGUUUCUCGUACAAGUCACGCGAUUGUCCAAAAUACUUAUGAUUAAAAAGGAGCACAUAAAGCAUUUAAAGGAGAUGAACUCCGAAGCUGAAAAAAUGAAGUCCUAUUCCAUGCCGGUCGAACUGGACUUCCAGAGGAGGUACGCUAACACUGUACUGGAUCUGGAGCAGCUUAAUAAAGACCUGAACAAAGUCCUGCAUGAAGUCCAGCAGUUCUGUUAUGAACUGGCCCCGGAUCAAGGCAUGCAGCCUGCAGAUCAGCCCAGCGAGCUGCGGAGACGUUGUGAAGAUGAGGCACAGGAAAUGGUCAGGCUGUCCAACGCCCUGCCUGAAGGAGAACAGCGUGUCCAGAGCCCUGGACUCACGCAGCUCAUUUCCCGUCUCACUGCCCUCCUGCUGCAGAUCAGAUGUUUGGCAGAAGGUGGUGACCUGAAUUCAUUUGAGUUCAAAUCAUUAACUGACUCCCUGAACGAUAUCAAGAACUCAAUAGACAACUCCAACCUCAGUUGUUUCCAAGACAAUGUAGAGAUCCAUGUAGCGCACAUCCAGAGUGGCCUGAGUCAGCUGGGAAACCUGCACGCUUUCUCCAUCAACAACACCAACAGAACGUGACGGGUCCAGAACCCGCCCUGUCUUAAACACGGACUGAAAAGAAACCUGAAGCAGCAACGAGCUUCAACCAAGGAGCCAUUUUUAAUCCCGCAUUGUCUUAAGCACGCAGACGCUAGAGCAGCAGCCAGAAGAGCCGUUUAGUAGCUCGUUAUUUCUUGGUUGUGAAAUCGCUAUGCUCAUAGCGCACGCUGUAGGAUUAACACAGGAUAAUGUCAUCACGUUGGCCUGUCUUAAUCUUAAUCCUAAAGUUCCCUUCACAUCUACGGCUGUUUCCUCUAGAGUCUUUACUCAGUUUCGGUUCUUAUUUAUUUUUUUUCCGGCUUUUUAUUUUAUGCUUCCCUCAUCAAAAAAAGGGAACUACAGUUUCGAGUGUCUAAGACAGAAGAGAUUUUUGAAUAUAUAUAAAUAUAUAUUGUAGAUAAUUGUACAGUUUAUUGAUGCAUUGGACAUGUAUGUAUGGACAUUUUGUAAGUACUUUUAAGUAUUUUUGUAAAGAGACAAAUUGGAUGGAGGCGUAGACGGCUGUGUAAAUGGUAACGACUGAUUGUUCUCUCCCCCCCCCUCCCCCGUGGCUAAACUUCACCGGCGUGUAUCUUCCAUUAUUUUUGGGUUUAGGAAUUUUACUUUUAAAUGAUUUUCACCAGUUAUUUUUAUUUAACUGGUACAUGUAUAUACAUUUUUUUUAAUUUCUAAUGAAAACAUUAAACACAGAAGUUGCUAGUUUUUCUGGAUUUUGUAGUCAGUCAGUCAACAACGU